CAUUCAUGUUAUACAUACUGUCGCGGGCACACUAUGACAAUUGUCUAAACCUUAUGGUUAGAGUUUGCUUGAAUGAAAAGACACACAAACAUUAAAAAACACAUUGCAAGCCUGAUUCGUUAAAGAAAGGAAAUGGAAAGCCUCUUGGYGGGAAAUCUUUCAAGCGAGAAAAACGCCGAGCUUAUCCCAAAUGUCUCGAGAAGGGCUCUUAUGAUAUGUUCUCAUGGUUACUACCUUAGGGUAUUCGAUGAAAAAGUCGAUGGAACUACAGAUAUCAACGAUAAAAACACCAUACUUGAGAUGCAUUCAGUUGCAAUUGGUGAAAUAGCCAUUCAAGGGGAGCAGUCAAAAAAAUAUCUCAUGAUGAAUAACAAGGGAGAUAUUGAAACCACAUCAUCAUUAUCACAUGAAUGUGUAUUCAAGGAGAGACAUCUGACUUCUGCUUACAAUACAUACGAAUCCAAAGCCAAUAAUGGAUGGUAUCUAGGAAUAACAAAGUAUGGAACUAUGAAGAAAGGCUUCAAAACAGCCUCAGACCAAAAAGCUGUGAAAUUUCUUUCUGGAGAUGUAAAGGGAAUGUAAAAAUAAACUAAAAGGUUAAUGAGUUGAGAAUAGCCUAGAGCAUUUUGGGAAGAAUUUAAACAUUUAUAAACCUAUGAAAUAUCCUAAAAGGAAUGAUCAGAAGAUAUAUAUAAGUCAUAAGAUUUUUGUUUAUAUAUUUAGAUAUUAGAUACUAGAUACUUAAUUAAAUUUACAUUUGCAGCCAGUGGCUGAAGUGCAAUAAACAAAAUUACAAUAUUCAAAAUAUAUAUACAAAAGUAUACUUAUCCUUAUGCACUAGUCAAAGUAAACCCCCUAGAUUCAACAUAAAUGCUAAUGAGUGGCGGCCAUUUUGGUAAAAGUGAAACUUCAAACUCAGGACAAAGGAGCUAUAAUUGCCAUUAAAAGCGACUGAAACAUA
Messenger RNA from Exaiptasia diaphana, 961 nucleotides. Its product is annotated as fibroblast growth factor 1. The coding region runs from base 133 to 582 and encodes 149 amino acids. Gene Ontology annotation, biological process: animal organ morphogenesis; positive regulation of protein phosphorylation; cell differentiation. Lineage: Eukaryota; Metazoa; Cnidaria; Anthozoa; Actiniaria; Aiptasiidae. The record is from RefSeq and is a predicted model, not a curated record. Gene Ontology annotation, cellular component: cytoplasm. Gene Ontology annotation, molecular function: fibroblast growth factor receptor binding; growth factor activity. The transcript is spliced from 3 exons.